This is a messenger RNA of Prionailurus viverrinus (fishing cat), 4053 nucleotides long. RefSeq names its product ATP binding cassette subfamily B member 4 (gene ABCB4). The transcript has 29 exons. Gene Ontology annotation, cellular component: membrane. The record is from RefSeq and is a predicted model, not a curated record. Gene Ontology annotation, molecular function: ATP hydrolysis activity; ABC-type transporter activity; ATP binding. Gene Ontology annotation, biological process: transmembrane transport. NCBI's taxonomy places the organism in Eukaryota, Metazoa, Chordata, Mammalia, Carnivora, Felidae. Bases 122 to 4024 code for a protein of 1300 amino acids.
GGGGCGCGGCCCGCGUAGGGGGCGGAGGCGAAAGUCCUGCGAGCAAAGUCCAGGCUCCGCGGCCGCAGCGCCCCACGCGCCCCGCGGCUCGGACAGAAAGAGCUCGAGGUUGGAGGUUGACAUGGAUGUUGAGGCGGGAAGGAACGGAAGCGUCCGGUGCCCCGGGAGAGAGGAGGACGACUUUGAACUGAGCAGUAGCAGCAACCCAGACACGAAAAAAAAGGAGAGCGUGAACUUGAUUGGACCAUUAACCUUGUUUCGAUAUUCUGACUGGCAGGAUAAAUUAUUGAUGUCCCUGGGCACUGUCAUGGCCAUAGCUCAUGGAUCAGGUCUCCCCCUCAUGAUGAUAGUAUUUGGACAAAUGACUGACAAAUUUGUUGAUACUGCCGGAAAUUUCUCCUUUCCAGUGAAUUUUUCAUUGUCAACGCUAAAUCCAGGCAGAAUUCUGGAAGAAGAAAUGACUAGAUAUGCAUAUUAUUACUCAGGAUUAGGUGCUGGAGUUCUUGUUGCUGCUUAUAUACAGGUUUCAUUUUGGACUCUGGCAGCCGGCCGGCAAGUCAGGAAAAUUAGGCAAGAGUUUUUUCAUGCUGUUCUACGACAAGAAAUAAGCUGGUUUGAUGUCAGCGACACUAGUGAACUGAAUACAAGGUUAACAGAUGACAUCUCCAAAAUCAGUGAAGGAAUUGGUGACAAGGUUGGAAUGUUCUUUCAAGCAGUAGCCACGUUUUUUGCAGGAUUCAUAGUAGGGUUCAUUAGAGGAUGGAAGCUCACCCUCGUGAUAAUGGCCAUCAGCCCUAUCCUGGGACUCUCUGCAGCUGUCUGGGCAAAGAUACUCUCGGCAUUUAGUGACAAAGAACUGGCUGCAUAUGCGAAAGCAGGAGCUGUGGCAGAGGAGGCUCUGGGGGCCAUCAGGACUGUGAUAGCGUUUGGGGGCCAGAACAAAGAGCUGGACAGGUAUGAGAAACAUCUACAAAAUGCCAAAAAGAUUGGAAUUAAAAAGGCGAUUUCAGCAAGCAUUUCAAUGGGCAUUGCCUUCCUAUUAAUAUAUGCAUCAUAUGCACUGGCCUUCUGGUAUGGAUCCACUCUAGUUAUAGCAAAAGAAUAUACUAUUGGAAAUGCAAUGACAGUCUUCUUUUCAAUUCUGGUCGGAGCUUUCAGUGUUGGACAGGCCGCUCCGUGUAUUGAUGCUUUUGCCAAUGCAAGAGGGGCAGCCUAUGCUAUCUUCAAUAUUAUAGAUAAUAGUCCUAAAAUUGACAGUUUUUCAGAGAGAGGACACAAACCAGACAGCAUCAAAGGGAAUUUGGAGUUCAAUGAUGUUCAUUUUUCUUAUCCAGCUCGACCUAAUGUCAAGAUCUUGAAGGGCCUCAACCUGAAGGUUCAGAGUGGGCAGACGGUGGCCCUGGUUGGGAACAGCGGCUGUGGGAAGAGCACAACAGUGCAGCUGAUACAGAGGCUCUAUGACCCUGAUGAGGGUACGAUUAACAUAGAUGGGCAGGAUAUUAGGACCUUUAAUGUAAGGUAUCUCAGGGAAAUAAUUGGAGUGGUGAGUCAGGAGCCAGUGCUGUUUUCUACCACAAUUGCUGAAAAUAUUCGCUAUGGCCGUGGAAAUGUCACCAUGGAUGAGAUAAAGAAAGCUGUUAAAGAAGCCAACGCUUAUGACUUUAUCAUGAAACUACCACAGAAAUUUGAAACCCUGGUUGGAGAGAGGGGGGCCCAACUGAGCGGUGGACAGAAACAGAGAAUCGCCAUCGCUCGGGCCCUGGUUCGCAACCCCAAGAUCCUCCUGCUGGACGAGGCCACAUCAGCCUUGGACACCGAAAGUGAAGCAGAGGUUCAGAUGGCCCUGGAUAAGGCCAGAGAAGGCCGGACCACCAUUGUGAUAGCCCAUCGACUGUCUACAAUCCGAAAUGCAGAUGUCAUCGCCAGCUUUGAGGAUGGUGUCAUUGUGGAGCAAGGAAGCCACGGGGAGCUGAUGAAGAAGGAAGGGGUGUACUUCAAGCUUGUUAACAUGCAGACAUCAGGAAAUCAGAUGGAGUCAGGAGAACUUGAUGUGGAACUAAGUAAUGAAAAGGCUGCCAUAGGAAUGGCCCCCAAUGGCUGGACAUCCCGCAUAUUUAGGAAUUCCACCCAUAAAAGCCUUAGGAAUUCACGAAAGUAUCAGAAUGGCCUUGAUGUGGAAAUCAAAGAACUCGAUGAAAAUGUGCCACCAGUGUCUUUUCUGAAGAUCUUGAAGCUGAAUAAAACAGAAUGGCCCUACUUCGUGGUGGGAAUAGCAUGUGCCUUUGCCAAUGGGGCCCUUCAGCCGGCAUUUGCAAUCAUGUUCUCAGAAAUGCUAGCGGUUUUUGGACCAGGGGAUGAUGAAGUAAAGCAGUGGAAAUGCAACAUGUUCUCGUUGCUUUUUUUAGGUCUGGGAAUUAUUUCUUUUUUUACUUUCUUCCUUCAGGGCUUCACUUUGGGGAAAGCUGGUGAGAUCCUCACCACAAGGCUUCGGUUAAUGGCUUUUAAAGCAAUGCUAAGACAGGACAUGAGCUGGUUUGAUGAUCAUAAAAACAGUACCGGUGCCCUUUCUACAAGACUUGCAACUGAUGCCUCCCAGGUCCAAGGAGCCACAGGGACCAGGCUGGCUUUAAUCGCACAGAAUGCAGCUAACCUUGGAACUGGUAUCAUCAUAUCGUUUAUCUACGGUUGGCAAUUGACCCUUUUGCUAUUAUCAGUUGUUCCAAUUAUUGCUUUAUCAGGAAUCGUUGAAAUGAAAAUGUUGGCUGGAAAUGCCAAAAGAGAUAAAAAAGAACUGGAAACUGCUGGAAAGAUUGCAACGGAAGCAAUAGAAAAUAUUAGGACAGUUGUGUCCUUAACCCAGGAAAGAAAAUUUGAGUCGAUGUAUGUUGAAAAAUUGUAUGGAGCUUACAGGAAUUCUGUGCAGAAGGCACACGUCUAUGGAAUUACUUUUAGUAUUUCACAAGCAUUUAUGUAUUUUUCCUACGCCGGUUGUUUUCGAUUUGGUGCGUAUCUCAUCGUGAACGGACACAUGCGCUUCAGAGAUGUUAUUCUGGUUUUUACAGCGAUUGUGUUUGGUGCGGUAGCUCUAGGACACGCUAGCUCCUUUGCUCCGGACUAUGCAAAAUCCAAGCUGUCUGCAGCCCACUUAUUCAUGCUGCUUGAAAGGCAACCUCUGAUUGACAGCUACAGUAAAGAGGGCCUGAGGCCUGAUAAGUUGGAAGGAAAUGUGACAUUUAAUAAAGUCCUGUUCAACUAUCCCACUCGACCAGAUACCCCAGUGCUUCAGGGGCUGAGCCUGGAGGUGAAAAAGGGCCAGACGCUGGCCCUCGUGGGCAGCAGUGGCUGCGGGAAGAGCACGGUGGUCCAGCUCCUUGAGCGGUUCUAUGACCCAAUGGCCGGAACAGUGCUCUUAGAUGGUCAAGAGGCAAAGAAACUUAACAUCCAGUGGCUCAGAGCCCACCUUGGAAUUGUGUCCCAGGAGCCGGUCCUGUUUGACUGCAGCAUUGCUGAGAAUAUUGCCUACGGAGACAACAGCCGGGUGGUGUCACAGGAUGAAAUUGUGAACGCAGCCAAAGCAGCCAACAUCCAUCCUUUCAUCGAGACCUUACCCCGUAAAUAUGAAACAAGAGUGGGAGAUAAGGGAACUCAGCUCUCAGGAGGUCAAAAACAGAGGAUUGCUAUUGCCCGAGCCCUUAUCAGACAACCUCAAAUCCUACUGUUGGACGAAGCUACAUCAGCUCUGGAUACUGAAAGUGAAAAGAUUGUGCAAGAAGCCCUGGACAAAGCCAGAGAAGGCCGCACCUGCAUCAUGAUCGCUCACCGCCUGUCCACCAUCCAGAACGCAGACCUAAUAGUGGUGUUUCAGAAUGGCAAGGUCAAGGAGCAUGGCACACAUCAACAGCUGCUGGCUCAGAAAGGCAUCUACUUUUCCAUGGAGAAAAUAAAAUCUCUAAAAGCGAAAAUCUGGUCUGUCUGGCAUCCUGAGCACCUAAAACGCUACAAGUUUCCACUACAUACUUCCUGAAUGAGUGAAUGGAUGUUCUGCCCCAGGAU